CGCCGCACCACGUGAGCGCGGGGCGGGGCUCCGGCCGGCUCGGAUUGCGCGCGCCGCGGAGGUGGCGGAUCACAGGGCGCAGGACUGCUCGCGGGCUCUGCCGGAAGGAGCGCCAGGCUGCGUGGCCCCGUGACGGAGGCCGUGGGCGCCCGGAGCGUGGACACAGCGCCCUCCCCGCCGUGAGGACCACAGCAGGACCCAUGGCAGCCAGAUUCCGGCCCAGCGACCCCCACUCCAGUGCUGCCAGCAGCGGGGCCGCGGCCCAGGGGCAGUGGGGCCGCGCCUGGGAGGUGGACUGGUUCUCGCUGGCCAGCGUCCUGUUCCUGCUGCUGUUCGCGCCCUUCAUCGUGUACUUCUUCAUCAUGGCGUGCGACCAGUACGCCUGCUCGCUCUCCGCGCCGGUGUGGGACCUGGCCGCCGGCCGUGUGCGCCUCUCCGACAUCUGGGCCAAGACGCCGGGCCUGACCAGGGAGGCCGCGCAGAUCUACGCCCUGUGGGUCUCCUUCCAGGUGCUCCUGUACGUGGCGCUGCCUGACCUGUGCCACAAGGUCCUGCCCGGCUACGUGGGCGGCGUCCAGGAGGGCGCCGUGACUCCCGCAGGGACCAUCAACAAGUAUGAGAUCAACGGCCUGCAGGCCUGGAUCAUCACCCACCUGCUCUGGCUCGCCAACGCCUGCUAUCUGUCCUGGUUCCCGCCCACCGUCAUCUUCGACAACUGGAUCCCACUGCUGUGGUGCGCCAACAUCCUGGGCUACGCCGUGUCCACCUUCGCCAUGGUCAAGGGCUACCUGUUCCCCACCAACGCCCGCGACUGCAAGUUCACCGGCAACUUCUUCUACAACUACAUGAUGGGCAUCGAGUUCAACCCCCGCAUCGGGAAGUGGUUCGACUUCAAGCUCUUCUUCAAUGGGCGCCCGGGCAUCGUGGCCUGGACCCUCAUCAACCUGUCCUUCGCCGCCAAGCAGCGGGAGCUGCACGGCCACGUGACCAACUCCAUGCUCCUGGUCAACGUGCUGCAGGCCAUCUACGUGCUGGACUUCUUCUGGAACGAGGCCUGGUACCUGAAGACCAUCGACAUCUGCCACGACCACUUCGGCUGGUACCUGGGCUGGGGCGACUGCGUGUGGCUGCCCUACCUGUACACGCUGCAGGGCCUGUACCUGGUGUACCACCCGGUGCAGCUGGCGGCCCCGCACGCGGGGGGCGUGCUGCUGCUGGGCCUGCUGGGCUACUACGUGUUCCGCGUGGCCAACCACCAGAAGGACCUGUUCCGCCGCUCAGACGGCCGCUGCCGCAUCUGGGGCCGCAAGCCGCGCGCCAUCGCCUGCGUGUACACCUCGGCCGACGGGCAGCGGCACCACAGCAAGCUGCUGGCCUCCGGCUUCUGGGGCCUGGCCCGCCACUUCAACUACACGGGCGACCUGCUGGGCAGCCUGGCCUACUGCCUGGCCUGCGGCGGCGGCCACCUGCUGCCCUACUUCUACGCCCUCUACAUGGCUGUGCUGCUCACCCACCGCUGCCUGCGGGACGAGCACCGCUGCGCCAGCAAGUACGGCGGGGACUGGGCGCGCUACACGGCCGCCGUGCCCUACCGCCUGCUGCCCGGCGUGUUCUAGGCGCCUCCCGGGCCGCCCAGCGCCCGGGGGCCUCGGAGCCGGAUGCGGUGACUCCCUCCUCCGGCCGGAGCCGUCUCCGUCUGCACACUGCCGGCGCUGGCACAGCCGGGCACAGGGUCAGGGAUCGUGGGGUCCAGCGCACGCGGCCCGCCGUCCUCCGUGCCAGUCCGAGGCGGAGGUGACCGCGCCGCCCCCGCUCCUGCGCGGGCCUUGGCGGGGACGGGCGGCUCCUGCUGGUUAUGGGGAGGGCCCGCCCGGACCCUGACCCUGCUUCGCCCCGGUCGCCUGCCCGGCUGCUCCUCUGCGUCUGGUGCAGCCAACGCGGCGCAGACGGGGUCACCCUGAGGAGGGGCUCCGGCCAGGGCGCCUUGGUCCCCUGUGGCCUCCGCCUGCCAGGGCGGGUGACGCGGAGCCCAGACCCGACGUGAGGUCCAGUCCAGCCGAGGCUCCUGGUGCCCGAUGCCCACGGCGCCCGCUCGCCCGGAACUGGCUCAGGCAACCCAUGGAGGCGCCCACCUCGCGGGGCCUCCCCCUCUCAGGGGGCACCCCCUCUCACCCUGGGUAUUCUUGAAACUCAGCGGCACUGCCCGAGUAGGUAACGAGUUCUUUAUAGUAAACUUUCCAGGUCA
This is a messenger RNA of Pipistrellus kuhlii (Kuhl's pipistrelle), 2245 nucleotides long. It is a transcript of the gene DHCR7, whose product is annotated as 7-dehydrocholesterol reductase. Gene Ontology annotation, biological process: brassinosteroid biosynthetic process; cholesterol biosynthetic process. The record is from RefSeq and is a predicted model, not a curated record. Bases 201 to 1616 code for a protein of 471 amino acids. The transcript is spliced from 11 exons. NCBI's taxonomy places the organism in Eukaryota, Metazoa, Chordata, Mammalia, Chiroptera, Vespertilionidae. Gene Ontology annotation, cellular component: endoplasmic reticulum membrane. Gene Ontology annotation, molecular function: 7-dehydrocholesterol reductase activity.